CCCACCCUCCCCCGGACCCCCUACUCCUCCGCGGUGUGGUAUGGUCCCCUCCGUGCGGCCCUGAGAUCCGGACUGGGGCCUAAGGGGCGGGGCGCCCACUUUAGGGACAUUUCAGUGGGAAGGGCCUGCUCUCAAAGUGGAUUAUUCCAACUCCCUUGGGGGCGGGAAGUGGGGAUCCUCCCCCAGCCGCAAGUCCACGAAGAAAGCAACGGAUGAAGAUGAUGAAGACGAGGAGUCAGACUCUUCCGGGUCGCCCUCUAACUGCUUCGGCUUCAUCGCCUACUCCGUGAACACCGGGGAGAAAUCUCGAGUCAAGAUUAAGACCUUAACCCAACCUGCCCAUUCCGGCACCUCCGGGGCCGGCAGCUCUCGGUCCCCUUCUCCAUCGCCCUCGCCCAGAAAGAUCCGGUGCUUGGACCAGCUAGAGUCUGAGAAAGAGGAGAGGCUCAAAUCCCUCUCCAGAAAAAGGAGAGCUAAAGAGGGCAAACCCAACGAUAUGCUUGACUUUCUGAGGCUGGGAACACCUUCCACCAUGACCACCUCAGCAAGUUCCCACCUAAACAAAGGCAUCAAGCAGGUGUACAUGUCCCUGCCUCAGGGCGAGAAAGUCCAGGCCAUGUAUAUCUGGAUCGAUGGUACUGGAGAAGGACUGCGCUGCAAGACUCGGACCCUGGACAGUGAGCCCAAGUGUGUGGAAGAGUUGCCUGAGUGGAAUUUCGAUGGCUCUAGUACUUUACAGUCUGAAGGCUCCAACAGUGACAUGUAUCUCGUGCCUGCGGCCAUGUUUCGGGACCCUUUCCGUAAGGACCCUAACAAGUUGGUGCUGUGUGAAGUUUUCAAGUACAAUCGAAAGCCUGCAGAGACCAAUUUGAGGCACACCUGUAAACGGAUAAUGGACAUGGUGAGCAAUCAGCACCCCUGGUUUGGCAUGGAGCAGGAAUAUACUCUCAUGGGGACAGAUGGGCACCCCUUUGGUUGGCCUUCCAAUGGCUUCCCGGGACCCCAGGGUCCAUAUUACUGCGGUGUGGGAGCAGACAGAGCCUACGGCAGGGACAUUGUGGAGGCCCAUUACCGUGCCUGCUUGUAUGCUGGAGUCAAGAUUGCGGGGACUAAUGCCGAGGUCAUGCCUGCCCAGUGGGAAUUUCAAAUUGGACCCUGCGAAGGAAUCAGCAUGGGAGAUCAUCUCUGGGUAGCCCGUUUCAUCUUGCAUCGUGUAUGUGAAGACUUUGGAGUGAUAGCAACCUUUGAUCCUAAGCCCAUUCCUGGGAACUGGAAUGGUGCGGGCUGCCAUACCAACUUUAGCACCAAGGCCAUGCGGGAGGAGAAUGGUCUGAAGUACAUUGAGGAGGCCAUCGAGAAACUAAGCAAGCGGCACCAGUACCACAUCCGUGCCUAUGAUCCCAAGGGAGGCCUGGACAAUGCCCGACGCCUAACUGGAUUCCACGAAACCUCCAACAUCAACGACUUCUCUGCUGGUGUAGCCAAUCGUAGCGCCAGCAUACGCAUUCCCCGGACUGUCGGCCAGGAGAAGAAGGGUUACUUUGAAGACCGUCGCCCCUCUGCCAACUGCGACCCCUUUUCGGUGACGGAAGCCCUCAUCCGCACGUGUCUUCUCAAUGAAACCGGCGAUGAGCCCUUCCAGUACAAAAACUAAGUGGACUAGACCUCCAGCUGUCGAGCCCCUCCUAGUUCUUCAUCCCACUCCAACUCUUCCCCCCUAGUUGUCCCAAUUGUAACUUGAAGGGUGGAAUAUCAAGGUCUUUUUUUUCCUUGUGCCCAUUUAAUCUUGCUUUCUUUGUUCGGCUGGGAUAGAGGGGUCAAGUUAAUAAUUUCUUCACACCCACCCUCCUUUUUUUCCCUAUCACUGAAGCUUUUUAGUGCAUUAGUGGGGAGGAAAGAGGGGAAACAUAACCACUGCUUCCAUUUAAUGGGGUGCACCUGUCCAAUAGGCAUAGCUGUCCAGACAGAGCAGGUUUGCAAGAGGGAGACUUCAAGGUAGCUGAAACGGGAAGACCUGGGUUACUCGAGUUAGGUUGGGACUUGCCCUCAUGGUGGAAACUUUUCUUAAGAUUAUAACCAACUUUUCUGUUGAAAGUGGGAAUUAGGAGAGAAGGUAGGGGUUGGAAUCAGGGCGAAUGGCCUUGGUCUCUUGUUUGUGGGACUAGCCUGGCUUGGGACUAAAUGCCCUGCUCUGAACACAAAGCUCAGUAAGCUGAUGGAUAUCCCUACCUUGAAAGAAGAAAAGGUUCUUAUUGCUUGGUCCUUGAUUUAUUACACAAAGCAGAAUAGUAUUUUUAUAUUUAAAUGUAAAGACAAAAAAUUAUAUAUAUGGUUUUGUGGACAAUGUGUGUUUUGCUAAAUGAAAAAACCAGGUCACAGGGGUACCACACUUGAAGCAGAGAGUCUGGAUUAGAAAUUAAAUAUCUCCUUUUGAGUAGGGAGUGAGGGAAGUGGUUCUUAGAAAGAUGGUGAUCUGCGGGUUAGGCCCUCAAGACCACUUUAGGGUUUCUGUCCUGCCCACCCUCUGGAGAAGGUGGACACUGGUUAACAUGACAAAUGUUACUAGCAGUCUACUUGCUGUCCGUGACUGGUUUAAAAGACACUUGUCCACGUGGGUUAGAGAUAAGAGUUGGCUGGUCAACUUGAGCAUGUUACUGACAGAGGGGGUAUUGGGGUUAUUUUCUGGUAGAAAUAGCAUGUCACUAAAGCAGGCCUUUUGAUAUUAAAUUUUUUAAAAAGCAAAAUUACAGAAGUUUAGAGUUUAAUCAAAUUUGUAGGGUUUCUAGGUAAUUUUUACAGAAUUGCUUGUUGCUUCAGCUGUCCCCUGCCUCUGCUCUUGGUGGAGACGGGGACGGCGCUGGAGCCAAAACGCUUGUAAUUUUGUAUCCUGGUGUCUUCCUCCCAGUGUGAAAUCUUCCAUCUCUUUGUUAAGACUGCUGAGAAAUUAUUUUUUUCUUUUGUAAUAAGAAACAAACUCCACCUUUAUUCCUUUACUUCCCCUACCAUUUUCUGGUUCUUGUGUUGGCUGAGGCAGGCCAGCUGUGACUUUCUCUUGCCAUGACGACUUCUAAUUGCCAUGUACAGUAUGUUCAAAGUCAAGUAACUCCUCAUUGUAAACAAACUCUGUAACUGCCCAGAGCAGCACUUAUAAAUCAGCCUAACCUAAGA
Molecule: messenger RNA, 3168 nt
Organism: Callithrix jacchus (white-tufted-ear marmoset)
Lineage: Eukaryota; Metazoa; Chordata; Mammalia; Primates; Cebidae
Gene: GLUL
Product: glutamate-ammonia ligase
Cellular component (GO): cytoplasm
Molecular function (GO): glutamine synthetase activity
Source: RefSeq, a predicted model, not a curated record